AGAGAGAGAGAGAGAGAGAGAGCACCUCGCAACGGCAACCUGAGACGCGCGUCCUCCGUCAGAGCGAACGGGAACUUUGAUGAUUUGACGGUGAAACCGAUGGAAACGCGGAGAUGAUGUUCCAGUCCUUGAUGAUGGAUUCGUCUUUCAGUGUGUCCAGAUAUGCUGUCCUUGUGCUCGUCUCCUAGUAGACUGCUGAUCCAUUUUUCUUCCCAAAUACUUAUGCUCUACUACAGCUUUUUGUGAUUGAACACUUGAGUUCGCGUGAAGAACAGUGAAGGAAACGGGGCGCAUUGUUUGAAUUUUCAUUAUUAUAGAGGACCUCCAGUUCAUACAGGAUUCGUGAUGUCUGCAGCAUACCGCUCCUUAUUCCUUUUGUUGUUGAGUGUGCUCUCGGCCGGGGCUCAGACCGAGAUGAAGCGGGUUGUCGGGGACAACGCCACAUUGCCUUGUCAUCACCAGUUCUGGCAGUCGAAUGGACAAACACUGGACAUAGAAUGGCUCCUGCAGAAACCCAACGUCAAACAGCGCGUGAUUAUUACAUUCUUCAACAACGAGAUCUACACUAACGACAACCAUGCCAGUCGUCUGUCCUUUGCGGGCGACUACCUGAAAGGAGACGCCUCUCUCCUGAUUAGCGAUCUCCAGCUGACUGACUCUGGAGAAUACCAUUGCAAGGUCAAGACUGGCGGCAAAUACCACUGGAGCCAAGUCAACCUCAUUGUGCUGGUGAAGCCGUCUAAACCCCGCUGCUGGAUGGAAGGCCGGCUUCUGGAGGGCAGUGAUGUGAAACUGAGCUGUAAGUCUUCAGACGGAUCCGACCCUAUUCACUACAAGUGGGAGAGAGUUCUGGAUAAGGGCAAGAGCGUGGGAAAACUGCCUCCCUUCGCACUCAUCGAUCUGAAGAACCCAGAGAUCGUGACCUUGAGGAACUUGACGCAGGACAGCUCCGGGGUCUACAAGUGCACCGCCAGCAAUGAUGUAGGAGAGGAGAACUGUAUCAUCGAGGUCACAAUGCAAUAUGUGCGGGGCAUGGGUGUGGUGGCUGGUGCUGUGGUUGGCGUUUCAUUCGGCGUUCUGCUCCUCAUUCUCAUCAUCUGGCUGGUCUUCCGCAAAAAAGAAAAGAAGAAAUAUGAUGAGGAGGAGAUGCCUAAUGAGAUCAGAGAGGAUGCAGAAGCUCCUAAAGCCAAGCUGGUGAAGCCCAACUCCCUCUCCUCGUCUCGCUCUGGCAGCUCCCGCUCCGGUGCUUCCUCCACACAGUCCAUGGUGCACAACAGCACAACCCGAAGCCAACGUCCACGGCCACCCGCUGUCGCCACCCUCAAGGAGAACGGACAGCCCCACGGGUUCCCCCAGUCUCCCCCGGCCUACACGCAGGUCGUGCCUAAAACCCCAGAAACCCCGGCCACCCCAAAAUUCAGACCCCCCAAUCCUCCAGUGGGCAUGGCCAUCCCGGCGGGCGUCAUGGUCCCUGCUCAAAGCAAGGCCUUUCAGACAGUGUAGAGAGUAAAGGAAGCAAAGCCUGGUGCGGGUCUCCGUACAAGACACCCACAGUGACUCUUCCAAAAGUAUGAUUGGAAAAAUAAAAUACACACACAAACAAAAAAACAAAAACAAAGAAAAAAACUAUAAAAUAAAAGCAUAAUUAAAAAAUAAAAUCAAUCAUAUAAAAUCUAAAAAGUUGAAUGCAUAUUUACAAGGGAAAAUACACAGUGCUUACCCCCUUCUGAAGUAUUAAAAGAAAACAAGGGAGGAACUAAAGAAUAAGAUUUUUUUAUUCUCAUUCUUUGGUUCUCUCUCCUUCUUUUGAUCUCAUGGCGCAGUCUGACCCUUUUUUUAACAUUAUUUGUUUUUCUCUCUCUUUUUGAGCCCUUGAAGGCUUUGUGGACAGUGGGGUGGAAAGAUUUCCCCAAGUGCAGUUUAUUUAUUUAUUGCAUCAGAGAGGCUAAAGGUCCAAGGGCAGGCUGGGUUUAUGAAACAUGAUGGCGAGAGGAAGGACCAGCCGACUCUGAAGAGAAAUGAAGGAUAUUAUCCAAGAACUUGUUGUUUCUGUUGAAGGCGAUGGGGCGGCUCUGGGAAUAUGAACUGUCCAUCUCAUUCCCAUUCAUUUUUCCCAGAAUGCAAUGCAAACAUUGGCCGUGGCUCAGACAUCAAAAUCGAAGGCAAUCUUAUUAAUACCUUAACAACAAUUUCCACUAAGAAGAAGUGACGUGAUUGGAAAAUAUGGUCCCUGAUGGACAUUUCAGCACAUGGAUGACGACGUGUCAUUGAUGCAGUGGUACAGAGAGACUAACGGUUCAGUUAUCGUGAAACACACUGUUUUGCUACCUUAGCACGCUAUAUUUUAC
Sinocyclocheilus anshuiensis is the source of this 2348-nucleotide messenger RNA. RefSeq names its product CXADR-like membrane protein. The coding region runs from base 346 to 1503 and encodes 385 amino acids. NCBI's taxonomy places the organism in Eukaryota, Metazoa, Chordata, Actinopteri, Cypriniformes, Cyprinidae. The transcript has 7 exons. Gene Ontology annotation, cellular component: cell surface; cytoplasmic microtubule; membrane. The record is from RefSeq and is a predicted model, not a curated record.